Molecule: messenger RNA, 7723 nt
Organism: Capsicum annuum
Lineage: Eukaryota; Viridiplantae; Streptophyta; Magnoliopsida; Solanales; Solanaceae
Product: receptor-like protein Cf-9 homolog
Exons: 2
Coding region: 5234-6565 (443 amino acids)
Molecular function (GO): protein binding
Source: RefSeq, a predicted model, not a curated record
AUAAUGUCUAAAUUCAAUGAUACUUGUAGGUUGGGUUCAUUGAUGCUGUUUGUAUUAGUUUUGCGCUUUUGCUUAUCCAGUAGUUUGAGUCAAUUGUGGUGUGACAAUGAGUGCCAACUUUGUAUAAAUUGCAAAAUUCAUCAGAUAUUGUUUGUUUGUUUGUUUGUUCUGAGCUGAAAACCAGUGUGUGCUGCUGCAAAAGGAAUUGUCUUUCUCCCAAAGAGAAAACACUUGUGUAAUUAUCUAUGGUUCAAAGAUUAUCUUUUUCACUAUGCAAAUGAAAUCAGAAAGAUACUGAGUUUGUUGAGAGAUUUGUGAUAAGUUUGAAAUACAAUCACAGAAGUUUUUCUUAUGGGUAUUCGUAAGAGAUAUUAAUGUUGAUGAUAAGUAGUAUGUUAAGAGUUCCAUGUUAGGUUAUCUGAUGAGAUGCUGCCCAAGGAAUUUGAGCCUAUUCCCACUUGUAAGAAUAAAGGGUGGUAAGCAAAGGCGUAGCCAGGAUUUCAGGUAAGGGGGUUCAAUAUUCAAAGAAAACUAAGUCGAUGGGGGUUCAACACCUACUAUAACCUCAUAAAAAAUAAUUUUAAUCAUGUAUAAAUAGUAUAUUUUUCCGUCGAGGGGGGGGUUUGGUUUCGGACGAACCCCCUAAAGACGGCUGGCUCCGCCACCUUGCUUCAGUAUAAGCUGAAGUUCCAAUCUUUAUAAGCAUGUUUAACGUUGUCAAUCUGAUACACCUCUUUUUAUGCAUAUAUAAUGUUGUAUAUCUCACACUCCUAGUAGUUUGAGUUAGUAGUUUGAGUUCGUUGAUGUUCUCAGAUUGGUUAUUUCUAGUUCAUGGGUGCAAUCUAGUAUUUUAAGCUAUGUGAUGUGUUGUUAAUAACUGUAGGAGAAAAAAUUUUCAAGUCUGGAUUCCAGACGAUACCAUCAAUAUAAGUCUAUUUGGCUUAUCCCCGGUGACAAGGUUUACCCAAGAUGUUAUUAGUUAGAACUUUGAGUUAUUAGUUAAGUACAGAAAGAGUGAAGAUUGAUUUGGUAGCUGUUAUUAGUUAGAACUUUGAGUUAAAUCUAAAAUAUCGGGAUUUAUGUAAUUCUUGUUCGUUCACUGUAUGGUCCAAAUUGAUCCUGACAAAAAUAUAUAAGUGAUAUAUAUCUCUUAUCAACUGAUCUGUGCCCCGUCAUUGUUGGGUUUGAGUGGUGUAAAGAAUCUCUGAUACAGUAAAAAUGGAAGCAUUUAUUUGCAUUGUCAUACAGGAAACAGUUACUAUUUCUCAACCCUAGUCGACAUUUCAUUCUUCACUAGCAGCAUAACGGUACCCCAUAGCUCCAUUUGACCUGCAAGAGGAUCAAAGAUAUCAGCAACCUCAUAUAUAUGGAGCUCCAUUUAUUGAAUAUUUUGUUAACUUCAAAAGAGAUGGUUUCAACUUUCGCUUGUAUUACCACCUAAUCUAUGAUUUUCUAUAUCCCUCUUGUUUGUAUACAGUACUAAUAUUUGGGGUUGUCAAAUUGAGAUUUAAAAAUGAGUCAAAGUCAUGAGUAAUUAAGAUAAAGAUAUUAGAGAAAUUGAUCACCCCUGCACCAAAUAAGUCCAUGACAAUAAAAAAAAAUAGAAUACCUAAUUAACUAUUGUGGUUCCUAUCAGAAUUGGUAGAUACAUUUGACGAAAUGGUUUAACGGAUGAAAAAUAAUAAGCAGAAGGUGAAAAGUUAUUUUCACUUUUAGUAUAAAAUGAUGAUAUGAUAAUAUGAUAUGUCUGUUGUAGCUUUCGCUGAUAUGACAAACUUGUAAAGACUAUAGCAUUAACAGUUCAUUAUAUAUCUCAUGAAUUUUGAUUUUGGAAUAACACAAAGCACAACUUUCUUUCUUGAUUACCAACUUUCAUGCAAAAUGGGAUACAGGCACCUCUUGUUCCUAGCAUCUUUCUUUCUAAAUCGACUUGUUGUUUCCUCAUUGUCAAUAUGCCCUAGAGAUCAAAGCCUUGCCCUUGCAAAAUUCAACCGGUCUUUUGGUGUUGAUGCCUCGUUUUCACCUUCUUUUUGCGGCCAGCGGUCUUAUCCAAAAAUGAACUCAUGGAACAUGAACAGAGAUUGUUGCUCGUGGGAUGGAGUGAUAUGUGAUGAGACGAGUGGCCGUGUGAUUGAGCUCGACCUCAGUUUCAGCCAACUUGUUGGGGUGAUUGAUUAUAAUAGCAUCCUAUUCCAGCUGUCUCAUCUCCAGAGGCUCAACCUUCUUUCAAUAACCUCUAUGGUUCUCUCAUCUCGCCUGAAUUUGGCAAGUUCUCGAGCUUGAAGCAUCUUGAUCUUUUCAGAUCAUCUUUCUCAGGUGAAAUUUCCUACUGAAAUCUCUCAUCUCUCCAAGUUACAGUCUCUUUUGUUAUACGACAAUGAACUCAGACUCAAAGCUCACGAUUUCAAGAUGCUCCUUCAGAAUUUAACCGAAUUAAGAGAGCUUCAUCUUUCUGGCGUAAACAUCUCAUCCACCAUUCCUUUCAAUUUCUCUUCUCAUUUAACAACUAAGGCUGAGAGAUACGGGAUUGUAUGGGAUAAUACAUGAUAGUAUUUUUCACCUGCCCAACCUGGAAACACUUGACUUAGCAAAUUAUUAUCUCAGUGGUUAUUUUCCAAAGACCAAAUGGAACAGCAGUGCAUCCCUUAAGGAGUUGAUUCUCUAUGCAGUGAAUUUUUCUGGUGACUUUCUGCCCGAUUCUAAGUAAGCUCAGUUGGAGAGUGGUUCUUAUGGGAUGUGGCUGUGGACUAUUUAUUGGAUUCUCCAUAUCAUAUUUCAUGUUUUCUUCUCGAAACCCAAAUUGGCUUUCUUGGAUCUCUGAAGAUUUAGAAUACAGAAUCAUUAUGAGAAGUCGAAAGAAGCAGCGAGAUCAAACACAUUGCAGAAGAAGAAGAAAUAAUGGCAUCUAGACAAGUUCGCCUUCACACAAGAUGCAUGCAGUGACUCAUGAGAUGUAAAUGGACAAAGAGUGUGUCUAGCUGAAUUAUCAAGAAUUGCAAUGGCUAUGUGAAUUGUGAGUUGACUUGAGAUGUCACUUUCCAAAAGACUUGUACAUCUGAAUUGGGCAAAACAUUCUGAUCAUCUUUUUUUUAGCCCAUAAUUAACUGCUAUGUAUCAGAAUAUAUAUUCACUUAAAUAAUGUCUAACAUAUCAAAAUGAAAGUACUACCUCAUUGUAGUUUUCAUUUUAUAUUUCCAUGUAUAGAUUUGUGUAUUCACAUAAUAUAUCUCAUUAGUUUAGAAUUGACACUUUCUUCCCUUUAAAGAUGCUUAUAUUAACAAUUGAUGACUAAAUCAAAGUGGACACAUCAACUUGAAAAGAGUUAUCUAAUUAUCUAAUUCUUUAUUGCAGCAAUAUAAUUAUUAGCUUUCAUUUGAUGUUUCCACUGGAAGACUUGUGUAUUGACUUUGAAUAUUUAAAAUGUCCAUUAAAACAGAUACAUUAAAUAUAGAAAUAGGAAGUAGCAAGUUGCCUCAAAUCCAGAGUGAUUAAAGUAGGGAACAUAGUCAUUAAGAAAAAACAUCAACUUGAAAAGGUUCAUCCUUUGUAGUCAACAAGUCCAUCAAAUUUGCUUAAUAAGAAUCAUAUAAACUUUCUCUAUUGCAAAAUGGGCUACGGGCGCUUGUUGUUGCUACUAUUAGCAUCUUUCUUUCUCCGUCAUGAGUUUGCUUUUUCUUUUUCUUCGUUGGCACCUCAAUCAUGCCCCGAAGAUCAAAGUCUUGCCCUUAUAGAAUUCAACAAGACCCUCGUUGUAAAUGCCUCACUCGCAACUCUUAACUGUCAAUUCUAUGAGGCGCAGAAAGCUUAUCCAAGAACAAGUUCAUGGGUUAUGAGCAAAGACUGUUGCUCGUGGGAUGGAGUAAUAUGCGAUGAGAUGACCGGCCAUGUCAUCGAGCUUAACCUCAGCUGCAGCCAGCUUGUAGGGAACAUUGACACAAACAGCAGCCUAUUCCAACUCACUUAUCUCCAAAGGCUUGACCUUUCUGGGAACGACUUCUCUAAUUCACAGAUUUCACCUAAUUUUGGUAGGUUUACGAGCUUGACGCAUCUUGAUCUUUCCCACUCAUCUUUCUCUGGUCAAAUUCCUUCUGAAAUCUCUCAUCUUUCCAAAUUACAGUCUCUUGGUCUUUCUGGUGACUUUGCUUUAUUUUUUGAUGAUGAGCUAGGACUCCCACCUCACGAUUUUAAAUUGAUCCUUCAGAAUUUGACUCAACUAAGAGAGCUUGAUCUUAGAUAUGUGAACAUCUUUUCCUCCAUUCCUCUAAAUUUUUCGUCUCAUUUAACGACUCUGAAGCUAGGAGGUACAGGAUUGAAUGGGAUAAUACCUGAGAGUAUUUUUCACCUGCCCAACUUGCAAGUUCUUAACUUAGAAGGCAAUAAUGCCCUCAGUGGUAAUUUUUCGAAGACCAAAUGGAACAGCAGCAGAUCUCUCGUGGACUUAUCUCUCAGUGCAGUGAAUUUUUCUGGUGACUUUCUGCCCUAUUCUCUUGUCUAUGUAACUUCAUUGCAGUUCUUGGUGCUUUACUCUUGCAAUCUCUUGGGGCCGAUUCCAAAAUCUCUUUGGAAUCUCACCCAUCUGGAGUAUUUGGACCUACGGAAUAACCAUCUUGAAGGUGCUACGUUUCCUCCGUUUACAAAUGGACUGCAGAAUCUGAACACACUUUGGCUAUCAAAUAACUCCCUGAAUGGAGAAAUUCCAUCAUAGAUAUUCUCCCUGCCAUUACUGAGUGACCUACUCUUGGAUGAUAAUCACUUUUCAGGACAACUUGAGGAUUUCAGGUACAGUUCAGCACUACUACAUAUUGAUAUAAGCAAUAAUCAGUUGAAAGGAUAUCUUCCAAAAUCAAUUCAGAACCUUGUGAACGUCGCCCAUAUUGAUUUAGUACACAACCAGUUGCAAGGUCCUCUUCCCAAGUCACUUCAGAACCUUGUAAAUCUAACGUGGCUUGAUCUUUCAUCCAACAAUUUUAAUGGCAGUGUAGAUGUCAGCGUCUUUUCAAACCUCAAAAACCUUAACUAUCUUAGUCUUUCGUAUAAUAGUAUUUCUCUGACCAAUGAGAACGAAGUCAGGUCUACCCUGCCCCAGUCUCUUGAAUACUUAUUUUUGUCCGCUUGUGAAGUACGCGAAUUGGAUAUUUUGAGAUCAGCAACGAUUCUUUAUUACUUGGAUCUUUCAAACAACAAGAUUCAAGGAAGAAUUCCUGAUUGGGUAUUGCCUAAUUGGACACAUUCCAUGUCAAAUCUUAAUCUGUCCUACAACAUGUUGACAAGUAUUGGCCCCAUUCCUCGUAUUCCUCUAAAUACUAUUGAUUUACGGUCCAAUAAUCUUCAAGGGUCACUACCUAAUCUAUUGCCCACUCUACAAUACCUAUUCAUAUCAAACAAUAAUCUAAAGGGAGAGAUCCCUCUUUCUUUUUGCAAUUUGACAUCAUUAAAAGUUCUAGAUUUGGCAAGAAAUAAUUUGAAAGGAGCAUUUCCACAAUGUCUGAGUACCAUGACUUACCUUGAGGUUUUGGAUGUGCAACACAACAGUCUUUCUGGAGAUCUCCUAACAACUUUUAUCUUUGGAAGCGGACUCAAAAGCUUCAACUUGCACGGCAAUAUGGUAGAGGGGAAAAUUCCAAGAUCCUUGGCCAAUUGCAUGCAGUUGGAAGCUCUUGAUUUAGGAAACAAUUACCAAAAUGACACGUUCCCUAUGUGGUUAGGGACCCUUUCAAAUCUUCAAGUUUUAAGCUUGAGAUCCAAUAAACUGCAUGGAGCCGUUAGAACUUCAACUAGUUUGAAAUUGUUUCCUCAGCUUUGGAUGUUAGAUCUCUCUUGCAAUGCAUUUACAGCAGAAUUGCCGACAAGUCUUUUCAGAAAUCUGAAAGCAAUGAGGAGAAUUGAUCAGACAAUGAAGGUACCAGUUGAUAGAACACAAAGAUAUUACCAAGACUCGGUAACUGUUGUAACAAAGGGAUUGGAGCUUAAAGUUGUGGGUAUCUUGUCUUUGUACACCACUAUGGAUCUUUCAAGUAACAAGUUUGAAGGGCAUAUUCCUAGUAUGAUGGGAGAUCUCAUCGCGCUGCGCGUGUUGAAUUUAUCUCACAAUGGGUUGCAGGGUCCUAUACCGCCAUCACUUGGAAAGUUAUCUGUAGUCGAAUCAUUGGACCUUUCAUCCAACAAGCUUUCAGGAGAGAUACCAAAACAACUUGCUUCUCUCACAUCUCUUGCAGUUUUAAAUCUCUCCCGCAAUCAUCUUGAAGGAUGCAUUCCAAAAGGACCUCAAUUUGAUACAUUUGAGAACAAUUCAUAUGAAGGUAAUGAUGGAUUGCGCGGAUUCCCAGUUUCAGGAGGUUGUGGAAGUCACCAGAUACCAGAGACAAACAACACAACAUUUGUUCCUGAUGAAGAAAGUGAUUUGACAUUUCUAAGUGAGCUCAGUUGGAAAGUCGUUCUUAUGGGAUAUGGUUGUGGAUUGAUUAUUGGAUUCUCCAUAUCAUAUUUCAUGCUUUCUUCUCGAAAGCCAAAUUGGCUUUCUAGGGUAGCUGAAGAUCUCGAAUACAGAAUUAUUAUGAGAAGUUGAAAGAAGCAGCGAGAUCAAAUGCAUUACAGAAGAAGAAGAAGAAGAAAUAAUGGCAUCUAGACAAGUUCGCCUUCACACAAGAUGUAAUGUCAAAGCCUUCAGGUAUAUGUUUAUAUUGAGCUUGCUCUAUACUGAUUCUUUUUUAGUUUAUCAUAAUCUAUAUAGCUUGGCCUUUUCAAAAUUUCAUGGGGUGCAUAUUGGAUCCUUCAAAACAAGUGCAUUUUUUGGCUGAUCCGACAUGGGUUCGAGAACAUUUUUGGAGAUUCCGAGCAACUUAACUCAUUAUGGUAUAUAUUAUAUCUUCAUUUAAAUAUUUGAAUAAGAGCCUUGGAGUAGCUAGUAAAGUUGUUGCCAUGUGACCAGGAGAUCACUUGUACAAGCCUUGGAAACAGCCCUUUGCAGAAAUGUAAGGUGAGGCUGCGUACAAUAGUUCCUUGUUGUCGGGCCCUUCCCCAGACCCUGCGCAUAGCGGGAGCUUAGUGCACCGGACUGCCCUUCAUUUAAAUAUUUCUAUUUUUAUUAGAUAAGUGAAUGAUUUCGUGAAAUGUAUACAGUGCUAUUCCUAUCUACUCUUAGGGAGAAACCUGAAGAGAAAAAAAAAGGAAAAUAUAAAUAAUCAGGUCAUAAUGUAUGCUUAGCCAUUGAGAAUCAUUUUUAACUACUACAGAAAAAUAUGUUCAGUCAUCUUUCCAGUAGGAAAAGCUCAGUGAUCAAACGAUUAUUAUAAAUCCAACUUGUGUUAUUAUGAGUUGAAAUUCCAAUGAGCUUUUCCAUGUUAUGUAAAAGAAAAUAAUGUUUGAAACAAUUAAUCAUUCACUGUCAAUGACUAUAAAUGUGUGAGAAUUGAGAUAAUUGUUCUGUAUCUAACUCUUUCCUUUCAACCUUUUGUGAAGUUAUGGAAAUGGACAUGGACAAAGAAUGUGUCUGGCUGAAAUAUCAGGAACUGGAAUGGCCGCGUGAAUUGUUUUUUGCUUUUGUGACUGAGUAUAGAGUUGUGUGUGCCUGUGUUGUCUGUAGUGGUUUUUUUUUUUCGAAAAAUAGCUGACGAGGGGUAAUGACCUUUGUUAGUUUGGGGGCUUGUCUUGUCAAAUUUCAUCGCUGUUAUAGCAGAUUCCUUGCCUAAUAAUAAAGUGCAGAUACCUAAAGUUACCUGGUUGU